CAAACAACCUUCAUGCUGACAGAACGCGGAGUUUUUCGCGCUACCAGCUAGCGAAUUAAGGAUACUUUAUAUUAUAAAUGUUACAUUUUAAUUUUGUCAUAGUAUCUCUUUUAGUUCUUAUGAAACUGCUUUGAGUUAAAGUUCAUUUGGAAUGAAAAUAGGACGUCAGUAAGUAACGGCUGAAGUAUGGCAUCGUUUAGAGACAGACGGAUUAAAGGCGCCUCUCAAACAACGAACAUGCGCGAGGAUAUUUCAGUUAAAAAAGAGUUUCACGUUCCACCUUUGACUGCCACAAUGAAAGAGAGCAAAAAGAAAAGGAAAGACACAACAAAAGAGAAAAAGAAAUCGAGGAAUGGCAUUAACCAGGCAAGGGAUUCAGAGAAACUCCAGACAGAACAGUGGAUCAACGGAGAGAUGAGUGAUGCUCAGUGCAAUGCUCAGGCCAAAGAACGUAAGAACAGCAAAUCCAAAAAUCCCAAGGAUGUAUCAGAAGUGGUUCCAGCAGAGGAGGACAAAUCUGAUUUGACUGAUCUCGAACAGGACAGCUUGAGGUGGGAAGGAGCUCUUGAAGACCCCACUGCAGAGGCCCAACGGUUGGAGGUCUACAGAGCCAACCGCCAUAAACGUUAUAUGGCAUCAAGACAGGCUUUUCUACAAAAUAUUCAGACUGGUCUAAGCAUAGACUCAAACUCUUCAAAACUAAAUACACGAAACAAGUCUGGAGUUUUAACAUGAAGAACUUAUUUCAUGAAAUCUUACAAUCAGUCAUCUAUCAUGUG
This is a messenger RNA of Cyprinus carpio (common carp), 779 nucleotides long. RefSeq lists its product as uncharacterized. NCBI's taxonomy places the organism in Eukaryota, Metazoa, Chordata, Actinopteri, Cypriniformes, Cyprinidae. Gene Ontology annotation, biological process: protein arginylation. The record is from RefSeq and is a predicted model, not a curated record.